AUGAAUUCUUCAACAAUUAAAUCAACUUAUUCACCAAUAGUACAACAACAUGAUGAAAAUUUAUUAUUACUUAGAAGAAAUUAUUUACAAGAAUCAACAUUAUUUAAUGAUAACUUUGCACAGAAUCAACCUACUGCACAAUUAUUAAAUUCAAAUAAUAAUUGUAAAAUUGUUAAAAGACAAAAAUAUUUGGAAAAUACCAGUGCUACUACUACUAAUAUUACUACUACUAAUACUACUACUACUACUACUAAUACUACUACUAAUACUACUAAUACAACUACUAGUAUUACUAGUACUACAAAUAAUAUUAAUGUUGAAACAUCAUACCCCGUUAAACAUAAUAAUAUGAUCAACGAUAAACCUGUCAUUCAUAAUCGUCAACAUUCCAGCGAAUUCACUAUGAAACCAAUGGACACUGUAAGAAUGUCAUCGACACCGUCCUCAUCCUCGCCACCGAUGUCACCGAAAAUGGAUUAUCUACUGUUUGAUGCACCGGCAUGGAUGAGACAAUCAAAAGUUAAAAAUCACAAAGUGAUCAGUAUUCCGACAACAACGGCGACAGCAUCGGCGACAACUGCAGCGGCAGCAACAGUAACAUCCCCUCCAUCUUCUAAUGUCGCUACAUCAAGAUUAUCACCAUUGUCUUCUAAUUUACAGAAUGAUCGGAAAAUGAAUUUAGAAAAUAUCAAUAUUAAUAGCAAUAAUAAUAGUAAUAAUAAUAAUGAUUUUAUGAGAUCAACAAGUCCACGAUCCAAUGGAUCAUUUCAAUUUGUAAAAUCCGGAUCACGAAGAUUUACAGAAAUGAACUCCAAACUUAAUCGUCCUUCCUACGUACAAAAAUCAGAGGAUGUUUUCAUUGAAAAUGCAAUGAAUACUGAAUCAUUUGUCACUUCCACGAAAAAUAAUAAAUUCCAUUCAAAUAAUAGUCAAAAUUUUCAUCACUGGUCAAUGCACGAUGAUGAUGAAAAUGAUGCAUCAGCAGUAGCGCAUAAAUUUAAACCAAUCUUAUCGCCACCAUUAAAUAAUAAUAAUCAUAAUCAUAAUUAUAAUAAAACAACUAUUCCAUUAAUUGAAAAAAUUGAUCAUUUAACAUCAUUGAACAAAUUCAAUGAAUCUAUUCAAACAAAAUAUAAUGAAAAUAUCAUAACAGAACAAAAAUCUUUAUGGAAUAAAGCUAAACAUUCAUCAUUUCAAGGAAAUGAUGCUAAAUUCCCAAUUGAUCCAAUCAAGCCUAAUUAUGAACGUACCAUACAUAGUACACCAAGCAGUCCAAUUAUGGAACGUAAUAUUAUCAUUAAACCAAUUGUUGGCACCGGCGUCGGCAAUGAUGACAAUGAUCAUGUUCUUCAUAAAAAUCAUACUAAACCUAGUGGUUUACCACCACGUCCAUUAAGAUCACCAGUGAUACGAUUAAAUGUUCGUUCCACUUCACCAUUAAUCCAUAAUCAAAUUCGUGCACCCACAUCGAAAUUACAAUCCACUACACAAUUUACCAAUGGUGAAACAACUACAUCAACACGAAUUGAUCCAGCCACUGGAGAAAUUCAACAUGUCACAUCGAGAACACGUUCAUAUACGGAUUUAAGUCAAAAUGCUUUAAUUACUGAAAUUGAAGAAAAUAUUCAAGGGGAAGGUGAUACAGAAAUUCGAGUGGUUAAACGUAAAACACGUAGAAUCAGACCGAACACGGUUAGAGAAUCACGAAGUAUGGAUAGUUCAGGAUUUCAACGUGAUUCAAGGAUGCAUCAACGUACAGAAGAAAUAAAAAGUGAAAAACAUUUUGAAGAAGAAUUAGGUUAUCAACGUUCUUCAAUGAAAGGUACACUUCUUUACUUAGUUAGCCUAUUUUUAUUUCCUCAAGCAUCCAAUAGACAAUUACACGAUAGCAGAUCAAUUGGUAGUCGAGCUGUACUCGAAGAAAUGGAAACAAUCACAUUACAACCAAUCGGUCGUGGUGUACAUGAUCUGGAACCGCCAACUGGUUCCAUAGCCAGAUCAGUUCGUGCUAAUACACCAAGUGGUUUACUUACAGUUCCAACAAUGUUGAAUCGACCACAUUCAUCAGCUGGACGAAUAGAUUUGGCCAUGCUGCCUAGAACAAAACGAUCUCUUAGUAAAGAUUAUUUCUAUAGUCCAAUACGUAUGCAACGCAGCACUAUUGACAUACCAUACAGUCAAACUACACAAGCUUUAAUAAGUCCAGCAAUCAAUAGACGAUUAGUUGGUUUCACUCAAACCACUGGUCAUUCUUCACGAAUUUCAAGCAUCAAUAAAAAUCCACUGCCACCUACUGUAGCCCAACAUGAUCAAUUCAUGUAUGGUAGUCCUGUGAAUCCGAAAUGGCAUCCUAUGCAUUAUAAUCGAUCAUCUGGACUGUUUCAUCAACAGACACCGAUGAAUAGAAAUUCCUAUGCUCGACAAACACUUACUCAAAAUAUACAAGAAAUCACACAGAAACAACGAUUUCUACCAGUUGAUCAACAAUGUUACGCAACACUGAAUAGACCUAUGGAGCUAGUAAAUAGAUCAUAUGCUCCUGGAUGGGAACAACAACAAGAUGGUUUUCGUACAAUCGCAACAACAAAUUAUCAUCGUGAAAUGCACACAUCUGGACCACAAUCACCAUAUCUCGGAACAAUUCGACAAAAUUCACAAUAUGAAGCAACACCAGUAGUGAAUCGAUCAAUCGUUCAACAAUCUGUCACACCAUUCUCACCGAAUGGCAGUUUAUCUGGAACAAAUAUUGGCGAUGCUAUCGAUGGUGAUUCGGCUGGAAUGCGUCAAGUUCUUGACACUUCUAAAUAUUGGUAUUUACCAGGAAUUUCACGUCCAGAUGUUAUUGCAUUAUUACGUGAUAAAGAACCGGGAAGUUUUGUUAUUCGUAACAGUAAUACAUAUGCUGACAGUUUUGGUUUAGCAUUGAAAAUUCCACCAAGUUCACCAAGAGUAAUGUCGAAUAAAGAAGACGCUCAAUCGGAAUGGGUCCGUCAUUUUUUAAUUGGUACAGUACCAAUGCAAGAUGGACGCGGAAAUGGUGUACAUUUGCGCGGUUUCUCUAGUGAUCCAACAUUUCCAAGUUUAGCAGCAUUUGUUCAUUAUCAUAUCCAGAAACAAGGUGCUCUACCAUGUACACUACGUCUUCCAGUAUUGACAAAUCAAACACUGUUAUACAAUCAACAACGAACUACCAGUUUAAAUGAACAAACAGGAGUUUAUGGUAUAGAUCCAUCAUUACAAACAAUUCUACCGACUACUAGUACAAUGACUACCGAAAUGCUUUAUCUUGGCUCCAUUGAAGUGGAUCGUCUUGAAAAUAUGAAUGCUGCAAUUCGUGCGAUCAAUAAAAUUUUCAAUUUAUCACAAUCUUCCGCAAAUGGUUUACCGAAACGUUGUGAAGUACAAAUUAAAGUAAUUCCAUAUGAAGGCAUUAUAUUCAGUGAAAAAUAUAAACGUGCUCUAUGGAGAAAAUUGAUUAAACCAAAUAAUUUAUUAUGGUGUGGUAUGGAUCCAGAAAAUCGAGAAUUUAAUGAUCCCGAAUUACGAUCUAAAGGAAUGUAUGGUUCAAAAAUAUUUGCUUUAGUGGCAAGAAAACAACGUUUCUGGUUACAUGAAAAUGUAGUUUAUGUAUUUUGUGAAAGUGAUCAACAUCAUUCAGCUAUGAACUUAGUACGUUUUAUCAAUUCGUUAUUUUUUGGUAUCAAGGAUUAA
Messenger RNA from Schistosoma turkestanicum, 3711 nucleotides. The record is from the annotation of a GenBank genome assembly. Lineage: Eukaryota; Metazoa; Platyhelminthes; Trematoda; Strigeidida; Schistosomatidae.